Carcharodon carcharias (great white shark) is the source of this 5895-nucleotide messenger RNA. It is a transcript of the gene kif3b, whose product is annotated as kinesin family member 3B. The transcript is spliced from 9 exons. The record is from RefSeq and is a predicted model, not a curated record. Lineage: Eukaryota; Metazoa; Chordata; Chondrichthyes; Lamniformes; Lamnidae. Gene Ontology annotation, biological process: microtubule-based movement. Bases 282 to 2528 code for a protein of 748 amino acids. Gene Ontology annotation, molecular function: microtubule binding; ATP binding; microtubule motor activity.
UCUGCCCCCGGGCCGCUCGCCCUCUCUCGGCUGCCCGGGGCUCGACGAGUGCGAUGGGGAGGUUAUCCCGGCUGCCGAGGGGGCGGUCACCCGCUUUAUUUUGUCGGGCGGUCGAACGCCCCUUGUUUUGCCGUUGCUAGGCCGCUGGCGAUGGAGAGAGUGGAAGGAGCGGGGAGCUCAGGUGAAUGCGGGCAGCAGCUGGAGCUCGCAGCACAGCCCAAGGGGAAGGUUGCUCACUGGCAAUAACAUUUCUAAGCACUUGAAUUUGAUCACAACGCACAAUGUCCAAGUUAAAAAGUUCCGAAUCGGUUAAAGUGGUUGUGCGAUGUCGACCAAUGAACGAGAAGGAAAUUGCAGGUGGCUAUGGAAGAAUUGUUGACAUAGAUGCAAAACUGGGUCAGAUUUUGGUGAAAAACCCCAAAGGAGGUCCAAGUGAACUACCCAAGACUUUCACAUUUGAUGCUGUGUAUGACUACAAUUCCAAACAAGUAGAACUAUAUGAUGAGACCUUUCGGCCUCUUGUGGAAUCAGUUUUACUGGGUUUUAAUGGGACAAUUUUUGCAUAUGGACAGACUGGAACAGGAAAAACAUACACCAUGGAGGGACUCCGCACCGACCCUGAAAGGAGAGGUGUAAUCCCAAAUUCCUUUGAGCACAUAUUCACACACAUCUCUCGAUCUCAAAAUCAACAAUACUUGGUAAGAGCAUCAUACCUGGAGAUUUACCAAGAAGAAAUAAAAGAUCUACUAGCAAAAGAUCAAACUAAAAGGUUGGAGCUAAAGGAGAGGCCAGACACUGGUGUAUACGUCAAAGACUUGUCUUCCUUUGUGACAAAAAAUGUGAAAGAAAUUGAACAUGUUAUGAAUGUUGGCAAUCAGAAUCGGUCUGUUGGUGCUACAAACAUGAAUGAACACAGCUCUCGUUCCCAUGCCAUCUUUGUUAUAACAGUUGAAUGCAGUGAAAUUGGACUUGACGGAGAGAACCAUAUCCGUGUCGGAAAGUUGAAUUUAGUAGACCUUGCUGGCAGUGAACGACAAGCUAAAACUGGAGCUCAAGGGGAACGGUUAAAAGAAGCAACAAAAAUUAACCUCUCUCUCUCAGCACUGGGCAAUGUAAUAUCUGCACUUGUGGAUGGGAAAAGCACUCAUAUUCCCUACAGGGAUUCAAAGCUAACUCGAUUGCUUCAGGACUCAUUGGGAGGGAAUGCCAAGACUGUUAUGGUGGCAAAUAUUGGUCCUGCUUCCUAUAACUGUGAAGAGACACUUACAACACUACGAUAUGCAAAUCGUGCCAAGAACAUUAAGAAUAAACCACGUGUAAAUGAAGAUCCCAAAGAUGCACUUUUGAGAGAAUUCCAGGAGGAGAUAGCUCGGCUGAAAGCUCAACUGGCAAAGCGGGGUGUAGGCAAGCGGAAGAAGAAGAAUCGAAAGAGGCAGGGGGUAGAAGGAGAGGACGACAUAGAGGAGGAUGAUGGAGAUGGAGAAGAGGAUGAAGGAAUAAAAAAUGAACCUGAAUACUGGAGGGAACAGCAGGAAAAGCUGGAGAGAGAAAAGAAAGCCAUUCUGGAUGACCACAGCUUAGUGGCAGAUGAGAAACAGAAGCUGUUACGGGAAAAGGAGAAAAAGAUGGGAGAUGUGCGGAGGGAAAGAGAAGCCUCAGAGACUCUUGCUACUAAAAUUAAGGCUAUGGAAAGCAAACUUCUAGUAGGAGGCAAGAAUAUUGUGGAUCACACAAAUGAACAGCAGAAGGUUCUGGAACAGAGGCGUCAAGAAAUUGCAGAACAGAAACGUCGGGAACGUGAGAUGCAGCAGCAAAUGGAGACUCAGGAUGAAGAGACACUGGAGCUGAAGGAGACAUACAGUUCUCUCCAGCAAGAAGUGGAUGUCAAAACUAAGAAGCUGAAAAAGCUAUUUGCUAAGCUCCAGGCAGUAAAAGCUGAGAUUCAUGAUCUGCAAGAGGAACACAUCAAAGAACGACAAGAACUGGAACAAACACAGAAUGAACUAACCAGGGAACUCAAACUUAAGCACCUUGUAAUUGAGAACUUCAUACCUUUGGAAGAAAAGAAUAAAAUAAUGAACAGAGCUUAUUUUGAUGACGAAGAGGACCAAUGGAAGACCCAGCCUAUUACACGAAUUGAAGGCAAUCAGCAGAUGAUGAAGCGACCUGUAUCAGCAAUCGGAUACAAAAGACCACUUAGUAGUUAUGCAAAAAUGGCUUUGAUAUCAAGAUCAGACCCCAGAUAUAGGGCUGAAAACAUCUUACUUUUGGAACUGGACAUGCCGAGCCGAACUACUCGGGACUAUGAAGGACCAGCCAUUGCUCCAAAGGUACAGGCUGCACUGGAAGCUGCUCUGCAGGAUGAAGAUGAGCUUCAAGUAGACGCCUCUACAUUUGAUCCCCUAAGAAGUGGCAGUGCUAGAAAAUCAAAGUCCAGGCCUAAAACUGGGAGAAAAAUUGGACCUUCAUCUUCAACUGGGUCUGGAACCCAACUCUACCCCCAGUCUCGUGGCCUUGUUCCCAAGUAAACCUAUUCUCAUGAAGAUAUAAUGACUUGUCAGCAGGGGAAAAAAUGGAGACGAGUAAACUUUAUCUCCUGGUCUAAUUUUAGUCUGACCUCACUGGUCAACAUCACGUAGAUCAGAAAUAUAGUUUGGAUUGAGAUUAAAUUUACAUUUGUGUUUUGUUUUUACAGUCUAAACCAUUCCACUGCUAGACAAAUAGGUGCCCAAACUCUUAACCUGACAAAGUUAUCUGUUUCAUAAUAUAACCCAAGUGGGUAGUGCCACUGCUUGCUGCUACAGAAACACAUUAUCCUAUAUAUAUAUAUAUAUCAUAUAUAUAUAUAUAUAUAUAUAUAUAUAUCUCAAAAGAAUACCUCACAUUUUACGAGGAAAUUUAUUGUAUUUAAAGAUUUCUUAAAAAUGCUGCAUAACUUUGCUGUUUUUAAUUUAUUAGAUUUUCUUGUUGGAAAGUUGAAUGUAGAUAGAAUAGAUUUGAACUUUUGUUAAUGUAUAGUUGGUAUUUUUCAUGUUUUUUAUUACUGCUUAAUUUGAAUGUUAAAUGUAUGGUAUGAUUUCUUUUUUCAGGCCCUAAUACAACAUGUAAGAAAGAGUAAAGCUGGUCAAUGGUCUGACAUUGUAAGGCACAGGUAGCAAUUAUUGCCUACUUAGGGGAUAGCUUUGGGUCAUGAGACAUCAACCUGAUUUGUAUUAGUGUACAUCAACCUUGCAUAAAGACUCAAUGUCGCUUCUCUAAAGCAUACUUUUUAAAACUACAAAUCAGAAACCUUUUAAGCAGGCUGUAAGUGCAGCAGUUUAGUUCAGCAGCGGGAAUGUGAUUCAGGAGUAAAUGUGUUUUAACUUCCUUGAACAUUCUACCACUACAAAAUCAUAAAUAAUUUUUGCAUUGUUGGUUUUGAUUAUAAAUUACACUUACACACCAACUUAAAAAUAGUAUAACAGGAAAUUUUGUUAAUAGGUUCAAUUUUUAUAUUACCAAGACAGCAUCCUGACUCAAAAUCCGACCUCGCCAAAAUAUUUUGGUUCUUCGAGUCACAUUUGGGCUUGAUAAGAUGUUACACUGUCACACAGUUGCUACAAGAAAAAUGUGGCACUAAGUCAAUUUGGUUACUGAUGUGCAACAAAUUAUCUGCAUCACCCAUGGAGUCUCAUUUGACAGAAUCACUGAUUGGAAAAUCAGACAAACUGAUUUUCAUGCCUGACCUAUUAUUCAUUAAGCGAGGCUUUCUAAUAGAAAUGGAGACUUGCAAAAUUUCCCCCAAAUAUGCACAACAUUUGGGAUCAGUUUGAGUUUGGGUAUAUGUCCAAAAGAUUUAAGUAUCCAUCUUCAAAUGUUAUGCGUUUUUGCAAUUGGAACUUUUAUUGCAAUAUUUGGCUUGUUUAAAAUUUAGCACAAUGCCUCAUAGAUCUUUACAGGUCAAAUUACAUUGUAGCAUUAAAAAAAGAAUUAGGAAUAUGAAAGGGGAUGAGUGAGAGUUCAGUUGAAGCUGAGAAGUAAAUGUCCCUGAUUUAAAAGAAAAAAAUAAAGUGAGGGGAGUGUUAACAUUCUUACAUGAGUCAGGAAUUCUAUUGUAUCUUAGGGAGAAUAUUUUGUUGCUUCUCCCUGAAAAAGUGAUGUUAAUAUUGAAGAAUAUUUAAGAUGAUAAAAAACUCAACAUGAUCUUAGAUUGGACAGUUAUAACUUCAUUUUAUGACCUCCUUAAAUUUGAUAUAUUACUCAAAAGGUCUCACCCAUUCUAGUAAUAACUGGAAGUCCACUUUACGUUAAACAGUAUCUCUUAAUUAAGGCAUUUGUUUCACUGGUUCGAAUUGAAAAUGUGGGCGUCUUUAUGUACAUUGAUACCUUAUAUUCGCAAUCGGCAAUGUCAUAAAAUCAGUGCAGGCAGAGUGGCAAUUUUCCAUUAAAUGCUCAAAAAAUGUAUUGAGUUUACAUUUUUGGCACCGGUCACAGACUUUCUUUUUAAAGUGUAUGUUUUGUUGGACAAUUGAAUGGUUUCAUUGUUAUUUUUCAAACCCCUGUAUCAAUAAUAAUUAGGGUGGGAGAGAUAUUCUCAAAUGUUGAUUUUAGAGGUUUGAAAGUGCAUUUUACAAUGUUGCGGCAGGAUAUCUUAAAAUGUGAAGUUUGUUUUUCUGUGUCUGAACUAAAUUCUAUUAUACACUCAACUUCCAAUGAAGAAACGUUAUUUAAAAAGAAGCAAACAGAAAAAUGUUUAACCACAAUAUGAAUUCCUCAGAAGAAAUCCCUUCUGUUUAAAAGGGCCUGACAGAGAGAGCGAAACAGCUUUGUGAAGCUGCAACAGUUUUCCUAAAUAUUGUCUCUAAUAAGUAGUAAAGAAGAGAUUUAAGUGGCCAAAUUCUUAGCCUUAAUUCGAAUCAGAAUUGCUUGGUUUUUGUUAAAUUAAAAGGGUGCUUAGCAUAGGCAAUUCAAAGUAAAUUCUAAGUUGCUUAAUAUACUUGUCACGUUUAUGUUACCAUUUUCACUGUGAACAGUGCCUGUAAAAAUGUAGAGGGCAUUAGUGUUGAGUUAUACUAUUGAUUUACUAAUAUUUUGUUUGUGCAUUCCCAAACUGCAAACACUAAACUAAUAUAUGUUUGAUAAAAUUUUGUUCUAAAAUUAAUACAGUUUUGGGUUGGUUAGCAAAUAUUUGAGUCGCUAGCUACUGUUUGAAGGCAUAAAUGUAGUUUGGAGUCUGGAUUAUGGAAAUGCUACUAUUACACUAAUGGUUAUUUGCUAAUUCUCUUAAAACGGCCUGUGUCAAUUCCUGCACUCCCUGGAAUUCUGAGAAAGAAUUUAUAUGCUGAUGAUAGGUGGUUUCUAAAUGUCCAGUGUGUUGACUUUUAGGUUACCAAAUUGGUGUAAAUCCCUAUGAACAUUUUCUUAAUUUUGUUUUCAACAAAAUGCUGUAGUAUCUUCCACAUAUAUCCAGCAAAUCUGGAAUAAGAACAAAAGUUAUUCUAAUGUCAGCUGCUAGAAUAAGUAGUCUUAGAAUAUUGAAGCAAAAACAAAUGGCCAAAACUUCAGUAGGCAUUUCACUUUCAACCAGAAACAAACCUUGACAUUUUCAUUUAAACCAGUAAUUUCCAGUGUCAGCAUAACAAUCCUGCAUGUAGCCUGAUAUAUGAAAUGCAUAAUAUGAUUGAAGACAGUGUCCAGAGCAAUAGUGUAUGUAGUUGACUGUAUGUUGGAAGAAUAAACAAAAUCUGUCAUGCAACACAGAAGUUUAUGUCCCAAAUUUCAAACUGAAAGGAAUGUCCUUCUUUAAAUGAUAUAUAAAUUUAAAUUAUCUCUGCAUCUUGUACUUUUUUUUAAUCCCUUCUGUUUGUAAAUGCACCCUGUAAAUGACCUUAAAUAAACUUUCUGAAGCGAUUAGAA